AUGGAGGCUACUGAAGUUCACCAAACUACCGUUUCGGCUGAUGAGCCCAUGACCGAUGCCUACGUGGACACCAUCGGCGAGCAGGAGCCCAUGGAUGCCACCCCAAAGACGGAGGAAGAGUACGCGCAGUCGAUGCUGACUCUGCGUGCUAUUGUCUCGUCCAAGGAAGCUGGUGUUAUCAUUGGCAAGGCUGGUAAGAACGUCGCAGACCUGCGCGACGAGACUGGCGUCAAGGCUGGUGUUAGCAAGGUCGUCCCCGGCGUCCACGACCGGGUCCUAACCGUGACCGGCCCUCUCCAAGGCACUGCUCGUGCCUACGCGAUCGUUGCGAAGGGUCUCCUCGAAGGUGCUCCGCAGAUGGGUAUGGGUGGCGUCGUCUCCAACAAUGGGACCCACCCCGUCCGACUCCUCAUCUCUCACAACCAGAUGGGCACCAUCAUCGGCCGUCAGGGCCUGAAGAUUAAGCACAUCCAGGAUGCAUCCGGUGUCCGCAUGGUCGCCCAGAAGGAAAUGCUUCCUCAGUCUACCGAGCGGAUUGUUGAGGUGCAGGGCACCCCCGAGGGUAUUGAGAAGGCUGUUUGGGAGAUUGGAAAGUGCCUGAUCGAUGACUGGCAGCGUGGCACGGGCACCGUUCUCUACAACCCCGCCGUUCGUGCAUCUCUGGGCGGUUCUCAGCCCGUUCAGCAGAACAACAACUCCGCCAGCACUGGCAAUGGUUACACCAGCCGCCAGUACAACCGCACUGGUAACGGAGCUGACUUCAGUGACAAUGGUGGCUACAGCCGCCGUUCCAACUCCGACGCUGGUACCGGUGGUGGUUCUCGCGGCUACCCCCUGGUUACCGAAGACGGCGAUGAAAUUCAGACUCAAAACAUCAGCAUUCCCGCCGACAUGGUUGGCUGCAUCAUUGGCCGCGCUGGCAGCAAGAUCACCGAGAUCCGCCGGAGCUCUGGAGCCCGCAUCUCGAUCGCUAAGGCCCCUCACGACGAGACUGGCGAGCGCAUGUUCACGAUCAUGGGUAGUGCCUCCGCCAACGAGAAGGCCUUGUACCUUCUCUAUGAGAACCUCGAAGCCGAGAAGACUCGCCGCAGCCAGCUGCCCCAGGAGUAA
Molecule: messenger RNA, 1110 nt
Organism: Penicillium brasilianum
Lineage: Eukaryota; Fungi; Ascomycota; Eurotiomycetes; Eurotiales; Aspergillaceae
Source: the annotation of a GenBank genome assembly